Doryrhamphus excisus (bluestripe pipefish) is the source of this 321-nucleotide messenger RNA. RefSeq names its product prokineticin 2 (gene prok2). Gene Ontology annotation, biological process: endothelial cell proliferation. Lineage: Eukaryota; Metazoa; Chordata; Actinopteri; Syngnathiformes; Syngnathidae. The record is from RefSeq and is a predicted model, not a curated record.
AUGAAAUCCUUCUUUUUGAUGUUCUUCUUCCUCAUCUCGGUGUCCAACGGAUCCUCGGCCGUCAUCACGGGAGCGUGCGAGAAAGACUCCCAGUGCGGAGGAGGGAUGUGUUGUGCGGUGAGUUUGUGGAUUCGCAGCCUGCAUAUGUGUACACCCAUGGGCCAGGAAGGACACGGCUGUCACCCCCUGAGCCACAAAGUUCCUUUCUUCAGGAAAAGACUCCAUCAUACGUGUCCAUGUCUUCCCAACCUGGCGUGCGUGACGGUAGAGGAGGGAAGAUCCAAAUGUCUGCCAUACCAGACAGAGCAAGAUUACAUCUGA